UGCAGAACUGAAUAAUGUAAAUCUCAAACACCAUAAUCUCAAUGAUUUGUCGUCUAAUAAUAUUUGCCAAACCAUAAACACGAACAACAUUUCCUCAUAUCCACAAACUUCACACUCGUUUUCACCAAAUGUUAAUCAAAUCAGAAUUGAAUCCACACUCGAUAGAGACCAUCGAAGAGCUAAACUUCGUUUGGAUAAAGAAUAUUAUGUUUUCCGAGAGUUAGUUAUGUCUGAGAGAACCUAUAAAAAGGAUAUCGAACUCAUAAAUACAUGGUUUAAAGAGGAUGUGAGUAAAGAGACGACACGACCGGCAGAAAUGUUAUCACUUUUGUUUUCUGCAACCGAACCUCUAUUUGAAAUUCAUCACAAUUUUUUGCAACAAAUUGAACAUAUUUUAGUCAUUUGGGAAGGGAAGUCUGCACUCCAUUCUAACCGAUCCAUUGGAGAUAUUUUAAAAGAUAUCAUUCAAUGGUUACCCUUAUACGAGAGACUCAUUGAGAGACUUCCUUUCAUUCUGGAGAGGAUUAACGCUAGUUUCAGACACAACAAAGAUUUUGAACGAGUUUGUCGUGAUUUUGAAGCAAGAAAAGGCUGUUAUUUGCCCUACACUUCGUUUAUAUUGAAACCUGCUUUCCAUAUAACACAUUAUUUGCAAAUUAUUGAAAAUUUAUCCAAAUUUUACGUCAAUAAUAGCUCCGAAUUUGCCAAAUAUUUAUUUAUUAUUGAACAGCUAAAACAAUUCAAUGAUGAAUAUUCUGUGACAUUGAAUUCUCUGAUUAAUUUAGUUAUUCUAAUUGAAUUACAACGAGAUAUAACAGGAAUGGAUAAUAUUGUCCAAUCGGGUCGAAGGUUUGUUAGAGAGGGAUGUCUUCUCAAGUUAUCAAAGAAGGGAUACCAACAAAGACUUUUCUUUCUGUUUUCUGAUAUAUUGAUAUACGCGAGUCGGUCAGCAUCGGUACAGUUCCAGUUCAAAGUUCACGGACACCUCUCUCUGCAACAGAUUAUGGUUGAGCCGACAGAACCUAAAUUGGGGGUCAAUUUUUGUUUCACAAUAUAUGCCGGCGAAAGAGCUCUUAUGGUGGCCGCGAAUUCUGAAGAAGAAAGACGUAUUUGGUUAAGAGAUUUGUCGGAAACAGCCGUCAGUUUAUCUCGUAUUAAUGGCAACGAAACGCUUCCAUUCAUACCAACCAUUAUCUCGUCGAACGAACUCUUGGAUAAAAUCGAUAACGCGUUGAGUCAGAAAUGGAUUCAAAAAUCGGAAAAUGUGUCUCAAAUGGAAAAUAUCGAUAAACUUCACUACAGAUCCAAUACUAUGGCUCACGUCUGUUGGCACAGGAACUGCAGUAUAAGUGCUGCCGAUUACGAACACGCGCUCACUAGUUGUUUGAGUGGAUAUUUGCUCAGAAAAUUCAAGAAUAGCAGCGGUUGGCAGAAGUUGUGGGUUGUAUUCACUCACUUCUGUCUGUUCUUCUAUAAGUCCUGUCAGGACGACUUUCCAUUGGCCAGUCUUCCGGUGAUUGGAUACACGGCUAGUAUGCCAUCCGAAACGGAUAAUAUGAAUAAGAGUUAUGUGUUUAAAUUGCAAUUCAAAACUCAUGUCUACUUUUUUCGUACGGAAAGUGAGUACACAUUCAGACAAUGGAUUGAAGUCAUAAGAAAUUCUACAAUCAAUUCGGAUUCAUCUCAACACACAAUGCAAUAGAUAUAUACAAUAAUUUCAUAGUAUAAUAAUUGCAAUACUCCACACAUUAUUAAUAAUAUUCUCAAUUAUUUAUUCAUUUAAUUCAGUCUAUGUAUUGAAUGUUUCAUUAAUUCUGAAACUCAUGUCAAACACUCAUUCAUUGAAUUAAUUCUGC
Messenger RNA from Medioppia subpectinata, 1856 nucleotides. Lineage: Eukaryota; Metazoa; Arthropoda; Arachnida; Sarcoptiformes; Oppiidae. The record is from the annotation of a GenBank genome assembly.